AUGUCUUCUUCAACCUCGAACCCGCGGAGUGUUGUUGAGGCAGAGGAGCUCGGCGCCGAGAUCAUUGAUAUGUACUCGGGCGUCACGCAUUCGGACACCGGAUGCUGUAGUGAAGCAGCGGCUUGCGACGCUGCAGCCGGGUGUGGAAGGUCGGAAUACGACGGCCAGAAAAAGCAGAGACUGGCGACCGACCACAAGAUUGGCGGCGUCGAAUGA
Lasiodiplodia theobromae is the source of this 216-nucleotide messenger RNA. Its product is annotated as Fis family transcriptional regulator. The transcript is spliced from 2 exons. Lineage: Eukaryota; Fungi; Ascomycota; Dothideomycetes; Botryosphaeriales; Botryosphaeriaceae. The record is from RefSeq and is a predicted model, not a curated record. The coding region runs from base 1 to 216 and encodes 71 amino acids.